This is a messenger RNA of Arachis duranensis, 3067 nucleotides long. RefSeq names its product putative E3 ubiquitin-protein ligase RF4. The transcript has 4 exons. The coding region runs from base 328 to 2796 and encodes 822 amino acids. NCBI's taxonomy places the organism in Eukaryota, Viridiplantae, Streptophyta, Magnoliopsida, Fabales, Fabaceae. The record is from RefSeq and is a predicted model, not a curated record.
CCCAAAGAGAGUGUGAGUGAGUGAGUGAGUGAGUGAAUAGCAGACACACACAACACAAAAACGCAAACUGAGAAAACCAAAACUCGCCACUCUGAUUCCUUCAACCACCAGAACAAGAAUCACCCAGCAAGAAAGAACCCAUCUUUUAUUAUUAUUAUUAUUAUUAUUAUUUGGGUAUCAACGUUUUCAUAGCUGUGACGGAUGCAAACAUUGUUUGCUGUUUCAGGGAGAUUUCUCAUUUUGGGUUCAACUCUUCAGUUCUUAGCAAAGAUAGAGGAUUGUUAGGCAGAUAAGGAUUCUGCGGGGUUUAAUCUAGUUGUUAGUGAAAUGGAUAAAGCGGUUGAUUCCAGUGGUGAGAAUAAGCAGGAUCAAGGGUGUAAGAACAAGCGAAAAUCGGUUCAUCCUUCCGUAGCUGUUGCCAGUGCCCCCACAUCUUUGAUUGAGUUCCCUCGGUAUGAAUUACCGUUGGAGCUUCCACAAAGCUUAAAUGGUACUAAUCCAUCUGAGGUAGUAUCAGAUUGGUAUAGAGUAGAAUCAGAAAUGCGUAUGAACGAGCUUGUGGAUUGGAAUGAUCCUAUUGCAAACCAGCUUGAGGAAUUACUGUUGUCUAAUUUGCAAGCUGUUUUUCAUGCUGCAAUCAAGCAGAUUGUUGAAUUAGGAUAUGGUGAAGAGGUGGCUCACAUGUCCAUUUCAAGGAGAGCCUUAUACAUAGAGGAAGGAGACCCUGUCUCAAAUAUUGUACAGGAUACAGUGAAUAUUCUUAAGGGAAAAGAUGUUGCUGGUUCGGAUGUCGUGUUUGAAAAUUUUCAGCAUUUGCUGUACUACACCAUGUUGGAGAUGAUCAGUGUACUUCGCGAAGUUAGACCGUCCUUAACAGCUGGCGAAGCAAUGUGGCUUUUGUUGAUGUGUGACUUGAACAUCUCACUAGCCUGUUCAGCAGAAGAUCGCCCGAGUGGUGUUGUUCAGAAUGGGGAAAGCUCUUCUGGUUCUUCUGUUCCCCAGUCAAAGCCAGAGGUUCAAAUCUCUGAAUCUGACAUAAUUAUUGAGCCAACUGUCCCAAAGGAAUUGCCCCAUAGUCACCAGAACAAGUCUGAAGCACCUAAGUUCGGAAGUUUCCAGAAUACCCCGAACAGUCAAAGUCUUCUUGUUUCAGAAGGGGGAAAGCUUCAUAAGGGGAAUGCUUCUUUGCUGGUCGCUACAGAGAAAUCCACAGGAACUUCAGUGGGUCCUGCUAAGGAAUCUAAACCCGGGUCUAGUUCCAAGCGCCAUAACAGAAAAGAAAUAGUAGCACUUAGGCAGAAGUUCCUUCAUAUGGAGAAAGCUUACAGGGCUUGUGGAAAAGGUGGUUUUAAAUCAGGGAAGCUUACAAGUGUAAGUAGUUUGGUUGUUGAAAAAAGAAUCAAGCAACCAUCUGAAAUUCCUAAUCAGCAAAUGAAGUGUGGUUCCUCAAAUUCAACAAGCACAAAAGGAGUUCACUCAGCUGAUGCAGCAUGCUGUGUUUCGACCAAUAGUUCCUCUACUUCAAAUGGAAGAGGUAACACCGGAACAUUACCUACAAAGGAUGCAACAUCUGCUUCUACUGUAGUCAAUUCUACUACAGUGUCAGACACUACAUCCAAGCCUAAGUCUGAACCUAGUUCCACUGACAAUCAAAAGAUUCUUGAUUUCUGUGCCGGUAUUCCUUAUGAUGAGUCUUUGGGUAAGUAUGUGCCAAGAGAUGAAAAGGAUGAACUAACUUUGAUGUUAAUAGCUCGCGUGCAAGAAUUGCAGUUUGGGAUGCAAAGCUGGAACAACUGGACAAAACAAAAAGUUAUGCAAGUUACUGAGAGGCUCGGAAAAGUGCAGAGUGAGCUUAAAGCUCUUAGGAAGGAGAAGCAAGAAGCCGACCUAUAUAAAAAAGAUCAGAAACUUUUGGAGGAGAAUGCAGUGAAGAGAAUCUCUGAGAUGGAGAAUGCCAUGGAGAAUACUAGAAAGCAAAUUGAGCAUGCUACUUCUGCUGCAGUUGAGCUAGAGGCAGAGAACGCUUCGCUGAAGAAGGAAUUGGAUGAUGCGAAGUUGUGGGUUCUAAAGUCGAUGACAAGCCAUCGACAAGCACUUGAGAGAGAGCAGAUUGUUCUUAAACAGCUUCAAUCAUGGGAGAGCCAAAAUGGUUUACUUCGAGAUGAGCUUGAUGGAGAGAAGCACAGUUUAUCUAACCUACUACAAGUGCUACACAAGGAGAAAAAUCUUCUAGCCAACAUUGAGGGUAGACUGGAACAAGAGAGAGCUGUGAAAGAAAAGCUCCUUGCACAGGCAGCAUCCAUUAGAAAGGAAAGACAACAACUCGAAGCGCACAUCAAAUCUGAAGAGGAUACUAUUAGAAAAAGGGCAGCUAAUGAUAUGCAGAAAUAUGUGGAUGAUAUUGCAAGGCUUGAGAAAGAGUUGAUUGAGUUAAAAAUAAAAUCCGAGUCUGAACAAAUAGCAGCUCUUCGCAGGGGUGUUGAUGGUAAAAAUGACAAGUUCUCCAGAACCAGCAAAAAUACUCUUACGGUGAAGGAGAACAAGAAAUCUAAUGCGUCCCAAACGAUGGUUAGCAAUCGAGAUAAAAUGUCUACCGGAAGCUUGAGGCGAGAGCAGGAGUGUGUCAUGUGCCUAUCAGACGAGAUGUCAGUGGUUUUUCUGCCGUGCGCACACCAGGUUGUUUGUCAAGACUGCAACGAACUCCACGAGAAGCAAGGGAUGAAGGAUUGCCCUUCAUGUAGGACCCCAAUCCAACGGAGGAUUCAUGCAAGAUUUGCCGGACAUUCGAGGGCAUAGCUCUGUUUUGCCAGACAUUUGAAGUUCAUUUAAUCAUCAUGGCAUUCCGUGUCCCUGCUCCAUUUAUUAAUUUGGUUCUGACUUUUGAGUUUCAAGCAGUUCAUAGUUCAUAGUUCAUACAUGAUGUGUUUCCCUGUUUCCAAAAACACAGACAAAAAACAGCAUAGAGAAAGAAAGAACUGCCCUAACUCCAUAGAGGCAGUUAGAUGUAAAGUCCCUUUUUUAUGCUUUUACAUUUAUAAAUAUAAUCGGUCUCCAAUGAAUUUCAAUA